CUGGAUACUGUAAGAAACACCUCUCUGUACACCUACUCAGCUGGAAGCGCCAAGAAUGGAAUCCCAGGAAGAUUUAGCCAAGGUCUCGCUGGUCGAGGAGAUGGCAGAUAAGGCGAGAUUCUUCGUCUAUAACUACAACGCCACGACCUUAGUGACUACGGCUGGUCUCGCUCUCGGUCUCUUCUUCAUCGUCACAGCUAUCGCACUGUAUUACUACUACUACGCUACUACCAAUCGUCGUACCGGAAGGGAUCGGGAGAAUGAACACAGCUACACGUACGCCACCAAGAGCGACUUCGUCAAUGUGUUGUACCUCCUGGAAGAGGCUUGGGCGCUGUACGAUAUCAGGGAACAGGAGUGUCGGCGCCGUGUGGUGUGCGAGGCUCACCUGCCAGACGCAAGAUAUGUAAACAAACCGGUCUCAGGGAUACUCAGCGAGCUCCUCAGCCAGGUGACUGAGGACACCUUAAACAAUGCUGACCAGGAACUCGCAGCCGCCGUACGAGAUCUGCAGCUGGCAGCGCAGUACGGGCGGUCGGUGAGGAGCUGCCAGGCGUAUGCUAAAUACUGCUUGACAAUUACACUGGCAGACGUACCACAUAAUUGACCUAACCUAAGCUCGUUUGACCUAACCUAAGAUAGCUUUAUAUAAUCUAACUUAACCUGAGAUAAUGAUAACCUGAUCUAACCUACUUGCUGUACGAUAUGACCUUAACUUAACGACCAGGACCUACUUAACGACUUGACUUGCUCAACGACCCUGACUUACUAAACGACCCUAACUUACUAAACGACCCUGAUUUAACGACCAGAACCUACUUAACGACCCUCACUUACUUAACCUGACUUACUAAACGACCCUUCCUUACUAAAAUACCCUGACUUACUUAACGACCCUUCCUUACUAAACGACCUUCACUUAACGACCCUGACUCAAUAAAUUACCCUUCCUUACACUCAAAAUCUGAACUGAAAUUAUUCACUACUUCCAAAAACCCGAUUCAAAAAAAUUCUAAUUACCCCUAUGAUAUUUUUGGGGUGUUAAACAGAUAAAACACUAAAAUGGCCAGUAUACUUAUAUAAACCUCGUAAGUGUGGUUUAAGUAGAGUGUAGUAAAGUAUCUAGAAAUUAAUUAAUGUAUUAUUCAGUGUAAGUUAUUGAUCUAUUUUCUAUAAUUUACUAAAAUCAGCUAAUGUUUAUAUUUGCUGUCAAUAAUUAUUUUAGUAUAAUUUAUUAAACUUAACCAAAUUAUUUGUUCUCACUAAAUUUCAAUAUUAUUUACUUAUAUUUUUCACCCGAAGUGCGUAUUGUAUACAAUUUAUUGGUGUAUUUGAUCAAGAUGUAUGAAUGUAUUGUAAUGUAUUGUAGUUUAGUGAUCAUUACUUCAGAAUGGUAAUAAAAUAGUUUUUUUUGUUUC
This is a messenger RNA of Homarus americanus (American lobster), 1418 nucleotides long. RefSeq lists its product as uncharacterized. The record is from RefSeq and is a predicted model, not a curated record. Bases 56 to 607 code for a protein of 183 amino acids. The transcript is spliced from 4 exons. NCBI's taxonomy places the organism in Eukaryota, Metazoa, Arthropoda, Malacostraca, Decapoda, Nephropidae.